This is a messenger RNA of Saprolegnia parasitica CBS 223.65, 7787 nucleotides long. RefSeq lists its product as hypothetical. The record is from RefSeq and is a predicted model, not a curated record. Bases 1 to 7743 code for a protein of 2580 amino acids. The transcript has a single exon. Lineage: Eukaryota; Oomycota; Saprolegniomycetes; Saprolegniales; Saprolegniaceae.
AUGACAGCUGGUGCCAGUAGCAGUCUCGCGGGCGGCAAGCUCCGGCUUUUCGGUGGCCAAGGGACUUCUGGUGGCAACGUCGAGCUUACCUCGGGGAGCGCAACAUCGGGGCUUGGGGGACGACUCCUAUUUUCUGCGGGUGCGGCGGCAGCAGGUGCGACAGGUGGUGGUAUAGCCUUGUCAACCGCGUCUGGUGCGUAUACGAGCGGUGCCAUCGCCUUGUCGUCUGGAUUGUCCACUUCCGGUACUGGUGGCGACAUUUCCUUGUCAGUCGGUGGCAGCUCGACGGGAUCUGGCGCGAAGGUCUCUGUGACUGCUGGUACCAGCAACGACUCGCCGGGUGGUACAGCCGAUCUCUAUGGCGGCGUCGGCACGGUCGGUGGGAGCGUCUCGAUGUCUGGUGGUCUCGGUAACACCCUCGACGGGGGUAGUAUUAUGAUCAACGGUGGUCAAGGUGUGAGCGGCAACGGUGGGUCAAUUUUCCUCACGAGCGGACAAGGUGCAGCAUCCAAAGUCAGUGGUGGCAUUACUCUUGCAACUUUUGCCGACACGACAUCUAGCGGCGGCAUAACGUUCUCCACGGGCUCUUCCUCGGCAUCCAGUGGGGGCAACAUUGUAGUUGAAGCGGGAACAAGCGCAAUCGGUGAUGGUGCGACGCUUCAACUAGCCGCCGGGCCGAGUACGCUUGGCACAGGAGGCGUAACCAGCAUAAAUGGUGGCGCGGGCGUCACUGGUGGUGCUGUGAGCCUUACGGGUGGCAUCGGAAGCGCGGGUCCAGGUGGUUUUGUCACUCUCGCGGGUGGUGCUGGCAGCUCAAAUGGCGCUGGUGGGAACAUCUUGCUCUCCAGUGGCGUCGGAACAGCCACAGAGCUCAGCGGAGCAGUCAUGCUCUCGACAGCCAACAACCAAGCGACGACAGGCUCUAUCAGUAUCAUUUCAGGUGAAGCGUCGUCAGGUGCCGGUGGGGCCGUGCUUGUGAGCGUGGGUACUACCUCUCUGGCGUCAACGGCAGGCAGCGAUGUCUCCUUUGUGUCUGGUGCCAGUGCGACAUCUAUUGGUGGCAAAGUAUCGGCAACAGGAGGCUCUGGUACUGCUGGUGGCAACGUUCAACUUGUCGGUGGUGUAGCAUCAACGACGACCGGAGGCACAAUCUUGCUUACGGGUGGGGCAUCAACAAGUGGUGCGGGCGGUGACAUUAUUUUGAAAUCUGGUGUCGCAACGGCGCCGGCAGCGAGCGGAAAUAUUCUUUUGUCAACAGUCCAAGGCGCCUACUCCACCGGCUCCAUCACAAUAAGUUCUGGUUCGUCGACUUCUGGUCUCGCUGGUCAAGUUGCCAUCCAGGGGGGCGCGAGUUCGUCUGGUUUUGGUAGCGCAUUGGUGUUUGCUGCAGGUAUUGCCUCCUCUGGAACCGGGGGCGUGGCUUCUUUUAGCGGCGGUGCUGGCGAAGCUGGUGGCAACGUCGUGCUCACAAGUGGCACAGGAACCUCUGGCGCUAGCGGUCAAGUUAUCAUUUCCUCGAGCGCCGGAACAACGGCAUCGGGCGCUGUCUUACUGUCCACGUCUGGUGGGGCCAUCUCGUCAGGAGCUAUUACCAUUGCCUCGGGAUCUUCAACGUCUGGCACCAGUGGUGUCGUAUCAAUUACAGCCGGUGCUGGGACAACGUCGACUGGCUCGGCUAUAACGCUGCUUGCCGGACAAAGUUCGACCAUGGCUGGCGGUAAAGUGAGCGUAUCAGGCAACACGGGAACGUCCGGUGGUAAUGUCGAGCUCAAGGGGGGCUCUGCAAGCAGCAGCACCGCGACAGGCGGAGGCAUCUUGCUGACGACUGGAGCUGGAGGCGCUUUCAGUGGCUCUAUCACCCUAUCGUCGUUUGGCGGCGCAUUCUCCAGCGGCUCGCUAAAUCUUGGCACGGGUACGACUACUGCUGGUAGCAGUGGUGCUGUCGUUAUCACGGCCGGAGGCAGCGCAUCCGGCAUUGGCGGUCCCAUCACGCUUACUAGCGGAGUCGCGUCUCAGUCGACGGGUGGCAAGUCGAGCAUUAUCGGCGGUCAAGGCACAAUUGGCGGCGACGUUGCCAUGACGGGUGGUGCCGGUACAUCUACGGUCGGAGGCAAUGUUAUUGCAGCAUCCGGUUCGGGGGCGUCGGCUUCGGGUGCCAUCACGUUCUCCACCCCUGGCGGUGCAUUCGUCAGUGGCAAUGUGGGUAUCUCUACUGGCUCAUCGACUUCGACCUCAGCUGGCACAAUCAGUAUCUCGGCUGGGACUAGUGCAGCUGGAGCUGGCAGUGCUAUCACGCUCACGCCCGGACACAGCACUACAUCAACUGGCGGUAAGACGUUGAUUCUUGGGGCGACAGGCAGUACAAGCGGCGGCAACGUUGAAGCCACAGCUGGCCAAGGUGCAGCAACAGGGGGCAAUGUUCUACUCACAAGUGGAGCGAGCACGGCUGAAACAGGUGGCAACAUCAAUCUUGUCACUGGUGUGGGCGCCAGCACGUUCCCGAGCGGAUCUAUAGUACUCUCGACUACGAACCAAGCUGGCACUAGUGGCUCUGUUACAGUCUCGACUGGCACAUCGUCUGCUGGAAACAGCGGAACAAUCGCCAUCACAUCCGGCGGCAGCAGCACUGGGACUGGCACAGCGAUCACGGCAUCGGCAGGCGCAACAGCGGGGACCACGGGUGGAAAAAUUUCUCUUUUCGGCGGUGCCGGCCCCGUUGGUGGAAACGUCGAGGUUGCGGCAGGUACCGCAAGUACAGGACUUGGGGGAACCGUUUUGCUCGCUUCCGGCGCUGGGGGUUCUACAUCUACUAGUGGCACAAUCACACUGUCGACGGCAUCAACGGGCUCAAGCUCAAGUGGAUCUAUUCUUCUCCAAUCUGGUGCCGGGGCCAAUGGCGUCGGCGGCAGUCUUUCGAUGGCGGUUGGUGCCUCUGCGACCGGUGCUGGGAGCCCCAUUCUGCUUACAUCGGGUCAAAGCUCGGCAUCCAUCGGUGGCAAGAUCAUAAUGACAGCUGGUGCAGGCGUGACGGGGGCAAACAUUGAGCUCUCUGCCGGUUCCGGCUCAUCAAGCGCCGGUGGUCAGCUUAUUUUGACGUCGGGCACGGGUGGGAGCUCUGCUGCCAGCGGCUCUGUGUCUCUAUCUUCCGCUGGGGGCACCAGUACGAGUGGCAGCUUAACUUUGGCAACAGGUGCAGCGACAGCUGGAGCCGGUGGCGUCAUAGCUUUAUCGGCUGGCUCGGGCACUGUGGCUCUUGGUGGAGCUAUCAAUCUCAGCGCAGGUAGCGUGACUGGUGCCACGGGGGGUGCAAUCUCGCUCCAAGCUGGUCAAGGGACGUUUGGUGGAAACAUCAAUCUUGCUGCAGGCGCGGCAACAGCCAACACGGGAGGUAGAAUCGUCAUUACAUCCGGUCUUGGAUUUGGCUCGAGCACGGCCAGUGGAUCACUCACGCUCUCCACACAUGGAAGCUCUAGUGCAAGUGGUGCAAUGACUCUUUCAACCGGUGCGUCAACGUCAAACUCGGGCGGGGCUAUUUCGAUUCUUGUCGGCACAGCUGCUCAAAACACUGGCGGGGUUGUGACACUUACAGCGGGCACUGCAACGAACGGUUUCGGGGGUCAUUUGACGGCAACAAGCGGCGCCGGUCUCACGGGUGGUGAUAUCAGUCUCAUCGGUGGAGGUGCCACUGCCAACAGUGGGGGCAAUGUUCUUUUGACAACGGGCUCGGGCACAGCUGGAAGUGGGUCGAUCACGCUCUCUACUACUAGUGGUACUGCGUCCAGUGGCUCUAUCGCGCUCAGUGUCGGAGAAGCUUCGACGUCGUCGGGUUCGUUCUCGGUGGCCGUUGGCAGUGGUGCCAGCUCAAUUGGUGGUAGCAUCGCUCUUUCAGCCGGUGCCACAACUGCAACGUCUGGUAUCGGUGGUGUAGUUGCCAUUUCUGGUGGCAGCGGCUCUGUGGGAGGCGCUGUUUCUCUACAAUCUGGAGCUGGAGCUACAGCUCAAGCGGGUUCGCUCAGCCUCGCGGCAGGCGCUAGUACGUCGUCUACUGGCGGCAGCAUUCAACUAUAUUCCGGAGCCGGAGGCGCGGCUUCGAUCAGUGGAAGCAUCGUGAUGUCCACGCAAGGGACGACGAGCUCCUCUGGAACGAUUGCGCUUACCACGGGCAAUGCUGGAGGCACUGGUAUCGGUGGUGCCAUCAGCAUUUCCGUUGGCUCGAGUACGACUGGUAUUGGACGAUCUGUGACAACCACGGCAGGUCAAAGCUCAACGGGGACCGGAGGUAAAAGCUCAAUUUUUGGCGGCUCAGGCACAACCGGCGGCAACGUGGAGCUCACCACCGGUCUUGGCUCAUCCGCAGGUGGUAACCUCUUACUGGCAACGGCUAGCGGUGGGUCUAGCGGUACGAGUGGCAGCGUGAGCAUUCUAUCGUCCAGUGGAUCCACUACAAGCGGGUCUCUGUCGCUCGCGUCGGGUUCUGCCUCGGGCGCCAGCGGCUCGAUUUCCAUCUCUGUUGGGUCGACUACGUCGAGUGCUGGUGGUUCCGUCUCACUCUCUACGGGGCAGAGUACGGCAGGUGCAGCUGGUGCCAUGACGCUAAUCACUGGUAGCGGAACUCAAGGUGGCGAUAUCACUGCUACUGCCGGUGCUGGAGGGACUCUUUUCGGUGGAAGUCUCGCAUUUGCGGCGGGUGCUAGCUCUUCUUCGACUGGGGGUCGUGUGUCACUUGCAAGCGGCGCUGGAUCUCUCGGCAGUGGAUCGAUCACACUAUCUUCGGCUGGUAGCACGGGAAUGGUAGGGACUGUCACAAUUUCAACUGGUGCAUCAAGUACCGCUUCCUCUGGUGUCAUCAGCAUUGCUGCUGGGCAGAGUCAAACUGGCAACGGAGCUGCCGUGACCAUAAAUGCUGGUCGAAGCGUCGCAACUAGCACCAUUGGUGGCCCAGCAUCCAUUACGGGUGGUGCAGGUACUGUCGGUGGCAACGUUCAGCUUACUGGUGGCGUCGGCAGCUCAUCUACCGGUGCCGGUGGUGGCAACAUCGUUCUUGCCGGUGGUGUCGGCUCAUCUAGCACUGGCGGCUCCAUCACGCUUACCAGUGGCGCAGGAGCGGCAGCCAUGGCCAGCGGUCAACUCAGCCUCUCCACAUUGGCAGGCUCUGCUACAAGCGGCAGCAUUACGCUCACCACAGGCGACUCGUCGGCGGGAUCAGGCGGUACCAUCGCGCUUCUUGCCGGAUCAUCGACAAAUGCUGUCGGAAGCAGUGUCAGCAUCACGGCUGGUGCAAGCUCUGCCAACGUAGGCGGCACAAGUCAAGUCACUGGUGGAGCAGGGGCCACGGGUGGCAACGUGCUGCUCACAGGUGGCGUCGGAACCGCCAACAUCGGUGGUAACGUUGUACUCACGAGUGGGGCCGGUGCCACCGGCUAUGCCAGUGGUGGUAUUACUCUCUCGACCACUGGUACGGGCCUCAACAGUGGCGCAAUUGCACUCGCAACAGGUGCCUCAACAUCGGGCGCCGGUGGCUCAAUCUCGCUCUCGGUCGGCGACACUACGACGGGUACCGGAAGCUCCAUAUCUCUGACUUCAGGCAAGAGCGUCGACGCGCCUGGUGGCAAGACCUCGAUAUUUGGAGGCAUCGGUACGAUUGGUGGCAACAUCGAGCUCACAGCGGGUACUGGCAGUACGACAGCGGCCGUUGCGGGUGGUGGCAAUGUGGUCUUGACCGGUGGCGUGGGCUCGUCGAGCACGGGCGGCAGUAUUCAAUUGACCAGUGGUGCUGGCUCGGCAUCGAAAUCUAGCGGUCAAGUUGUUCUUUCCACACUUGGCGGCUCCUCAACAAGCGGAAACAUCGUAUUGUCGACGGGAAGUGCCACGGCGGGGUCCAGUGGCACGAUUCAAUUAGCCGCAGGAGCAAGCUCAACCGCAACUGGCAGCACCGUAACCAUCACAGCGGGUACCAGCACUGCCGGAUCGGGUACCGGCGGAAAGAGCAGUAUUCUUGGCGGUCAAGGAAGCACAGGCGGCAACGUCGAGAUGACUGGCGGCGUUGGCUCUGCGGGUGUCGGUGGUAACGUCAUUCUUACGAGUGGCGCUGGAUCGACUACAAGCGGUGCCGUGACGAUUUCGACAACGGGCGGGGCCAUCAAUAGUGGCGCUAUCACCUUGUCGACGGGUGUUUCUUCCGCCGGUACUGGAGGUAGUAUUGCUCUCGUGGUCGGCGACAGCACUUCCGGCGUUGGAAGUGCGAUAUCUUUGACAUCCGGGGUUUCAACUGCAGCGAGUGGCGGGAAAACGUCUAUCUUUGGUGGUGCCGGUCUCGUCGGUGGUAACGUGGAGUUGACGGGUGGUGUCGGCAGCUCGUCUUCGGGUCUCGGCGGCGGUAACGUCGUUCUAACUGGUGGCGUCGGGUCGACAAGCACCGGCGGCAGUGUCAGUCUCGUCAGUGGAGCUGGGAAGACCAGUGGCCAAAUUGCUUUGUCAACGGUCUCCGGUACGCAAGCAAGUGGUGGUAUCGUGCUCCAAACGGGUGACGGCUUGCUGGGCUCGAGCGGUGCAAUCUCCUUGUCGGUUGGUGCCAGCUCAGCCGGAGUCGGAAGCGCUGUUACCAUCACAAGUGGAGCCAGUGCUCAGUCGACGGGUGGUGCCACAACCGUUACCAGCGGUCAAGGGCUAGCUGGUGGUGACAUCGCCCUCACAGGCGGUGUUGGUACGACCGGAAAUGGUGGUAAUCUCGUCUUUGCAAGCGGCGCCGGAGCUGCAACAAGCGGUGCCAUCACUCUUUCCACCGUUGGUGGCUCGACAAGCAGUGGUCCUAUCGCUCUAGUAACGACGACGUCGACGACUGGAUCUGGUGGCGCGAUUUCGCUCUCGGUCGGAGGUAGUUCUACGGGAGUUGGGAGCGCUGUCACCAUCACGUCUGGAGCCAGCGGUGACGCUCAAGGAGGCUCGACUGCGUUGCUUGGUGGUCAAGGCACAUUGGGCGGUCAUGUUCAGCUGCAAGCGGGCCAAGGAACGUCGACAAUUGGCGGCAACAUUGUUCUUACCUCUGGCGCGGGAUCAACAACCGCAGGCUCUAUCAUUGCGCAAUUGGGCGCCGCCACAACGGCCGGUACCUUCUCGGUGAAAUCAUCCUCGGGGGCGUCUCUUCUGACUCUGAGUCCGUUGGUCUUUACGGGCACAAGUGCAUCGGUGACCUUGUCGUCGACCGCAUCAACGAUGGCCCUACAGUCGGCCGCCGGUAUUGUCCUGACGGGCACGAGUACAAAGGUCACCGGAGGCACGCUCACGGUCGACUCGCAGAGCUUUCAAAUUCUCAAUUCUGGCACGGCAACUUUCGUCGUAACCAGUGCCGGUGGCAUCACGACUGGGGGCAAUCUCGCGUUCACAGCAGACGCGACUAUUUCAAGUGUGUCGUCGCUUUCGGUGUCAUCCACAGCCUUCACGGUCAGUGUUACUGACUCUCUCACACUUGGCUCGUCGUCUCAAACAGCACCGAUUGCUUUAAACGGUCCCAUCACAGCUGCCAGCUCGGUCAAUAUCGGCACGAGCGCCACCGUUGGUACCACGCUCACUGUGGCGUCGACUGCAACACUCGGUGGGCUCGUAAAGAUUCCUGGUGCCUACUCAUCCGCAUCUAUCUCGUCGUCGACGUCGUGCACACAAGGCGACUUGAUCUUCACAGCCGACACACUCUACAUUUGCUACGGCACAACAUACAGCCGAAUCCCGUACACUGCGUGGACGUAAGCUGCCCAUGUAUAAUCUUCAUAUCAAACACUUCAUUUUUUCCA